AUGAAAUUCGUAAGUAAAAAUAUGAAGAAACCUUUGCUUGCGUUAAUUUUAAUCAUCAAUAUUUCAGGUAUAACUUGCGAUGCCUUAGAAACUUUAUUGUGUAAAAAUGUAAAUGACAUAUGUUAUAAUGACGAAGAUUGUUGUUCCGAAUAUUGUUUUAAAUCGUUAAAAUGGUUUAGCGGUGCUUGUAAGCCACAAUCAUUGGAAUUGUAUGCUGAUUCAAACCCAACAGAUCAAGAAGGAAUAUGCGAAUUCCACAUGCAGACUGAUGAAAGUGAAAUUCAUUAUCUGAAUAAUGAAUUUGACAGUGUAAAUGCAGCCCACAAUACUUUGCCUCCAUAUACAUUAAUCAAAGUGUCACACAAAAGAAGGACGAUAGUGAUCACAGUAAACGAUCGCGUCCCAAGAACAAAUGGAUCACUUUUAGACUUAUCCAAUACAGCUGCUCUGAUGUUACAAAUUAAAAAUGGUGAAUCUGUGCCAUGUACAAUCGAAAAAGUGAUACAUCAUAGUACUAUACUAAAAAUGAUUUUAUAUACAUUACCAGUUUUGAGUUUCAUCAUAAUUCUGAUUAAUUUAAUUUAA
Molecule: messenger RNA, 585 nt
Organism: Macrosiphum euphorbiae (potato aphid)
Lineage: Eukaryota; Metazoa; Arthropoda; Insecta; Hemiptera; Aphididae
Source: the annotation of a GenBank genome assembly